AUGUUUGGGGGUGGAGGCAGUUUUAUUACUCAUUUCUGUAUUCAAAUGAUUGGGGUUGGGGGGUUGGGCAUGUGUUGUUGGAAGCAGCAGAGCCAGUCCUUAAGGGAGAGGACAGGAGCCCCUGCUGUUCGCAGCCCCUGCCCUCCUGCUCUCCCCCAGUUUCCUGCCUGGAGGCGGCAGGAAAUGCUGAAGGGAAGGGGUUGCUGGGAGGCAGGGCGCCCAGGCCACCAGAUGGGAGAAACUCAAGGGAACUCUACAUUUUCUCUUUUCUCUCCUGCCCCCAGGAACCCAGUGAGAAGGUUUAGUCCUGGGUAUUUCUACUUUCACUUUACAAACUGCCCUGACCAUGGAGGUCGCAAUGGCUGCUAUCUCUGCUACCAAGUGAAAAGAACACAGAGGCGAUUGCCAUUGGACAUGAGCACCGGGGUUUUUGAAAAUGAGUUCUAUCCCAAGAAGCCCAGGCACACAGAAAUCUGCUUCUUGAACUGGUUCAAGACCCAGCAAGCAUUCUUGGCUCAGAACCUGUCCCACGAGGAGAAAUACCAUGUCACAUGGUACAUGUCCUGGAGCCCCUGCUUCCAAUGUGCGAGGCAUGUGGUCGAGUUCCUCAAGGACCACAAGUAUGUGCAGCUGAGCAUCUUCGUUGCCCGCCUCUACUACCCCAGGAGGCCCCAGUACCAGCAGGGGCUGCGCAGCCUGCAAGGUGCAGGGGCCCAGGUGGCAAUAAUGACUCCAGAUGACUUUGCCUACUGCAGGAAGAUCUUUGUGCAUCGCCCCCAUAAACGAUUCUGGUACUGGGAAGGAAUAGAUGAAAACAGUUGCAGCCUAUCUAAGACUUUGGAGGACAUUCUCAGGGCCUGUUGUCCACUUGGUCCUCCUCACAGUCUGCCAGUUGUGGGGCUGGCUGUCCCCUGCCUGCCCGUGGAGCUGCUGCUCUGUGGCCUUUCCUGUGCCCUCUUGGCCAUUAGAAUUGCACUAAAGGAUGAGUGGAGCACUCGGGGCAUUUGGUUUGAAGUACUUGGAUCCACUUUCUGUGCUACUGACCCCGUUAUCCACUCAGAGAAUACUGAAUUGUCUGUUAUCUCUCUUGCCCACUGCAACCCAAUGAGAAGCAUGUAUCCCAAGACCUUCAACUUCAACUUCCAAAAUCUAAAUGGCUAUGGGCGGAAGUCUACCUUCCUCUGCUUUGAAGUGGAAAAAUGGGAGGAUGGUUCAUUUCUUGACUAUCAAAAUGGUGUCUUUCGAAACCAGGUUCUGUUUCCUGAUGAGAUUCGGUGUCCUGAUGUGCAAUACCGUGUCACCUGGUACGUAUCCUGGAGCCCCUGCUUUGAGUGUGCAAAGCAGGUGGCUGACUUCCUGAAUGAGAACGAGAAUGUGGACCUGAGCAUCUCCGCUGCCCGCCUCUACUUGUAUGAGGACGAAGAUGAGCAGGGGCUUCGAGAUCUGGUUGCUGCAGGGGCCAAGGUGGCCAUGAUGGCUCCAGAGGACUUUGAAUACUGUUGGGAUAAUUUUGUGUACAACGGGGGAUGA
Molecule: messenger RNA, 1530 nt
Organism: Myotis myotis
Lineage: Eukaryota; Metazoa; Chordata; Mammalia; Chiroptera; Vespertilionidae
Product: DNA dC->dU-editing enzyme APOBEC-3-like
Biological process (GO): defense response to virus; negative regulation of single stranded viral RNA replication via double stranded DNA intermediate; DNA cytosine deamination
Cellular component (GO): cytoplasm; P-body; nucleus
Molecular function (GO): cytidine deaminase activity; RNA binding
Source: RefSeq, a predicted model, not a curated record